This is a messenger RNA of Owenia fusiformis, 1782 nucleotides long. The record is from the annotation of a GenBank genome assembly. Lineage: Eukaryota; Metazoa; Annelida; Polychaeta; Sabellida; Oweniidae.
ACAUGUGACUCAAUUGAGGAAUGCAGAAAAUUUCCCAUCAUGCACCCUGACCUUAACCGUAUGUUCUAUAUAGUAGCCCAGACACAAGUUAUGUUCAAACGUAACAAUUUUGUAUUAAUAGUAGACUGGACAUAGUAUAGUGCAUGUCCUAGUACUACAAGUUUAUAAGGUCAUAUUAGACUAGUACCCCGGACAAUUAUACAUAUUCUCAACAGGGUGUAUUUUAUUGGUGAUAUAUUUUAAACAUUUUCGUGUAAUUUUCCGCAAGUUUUGUACAUACAACGCGAAAUCAGAGUAUUUUAUCAUAUCGCUGCGUGUGCGUUUUCAUUUUAUAUGAAAAACAAUGGCUGAAAAAGAUGUGCCGCCACUUGAAUCACCGGAUGAAAAAUUUGUCUUGGGACAGGAGACUAACCCAGGGGAUGUCAAACCAAAGGAUAUCAGGAAAGCGAUGAUUGAUGACUUAGCCAAGGAACUAGAGGAUGAAGAAAAAGUUGAAGUACAAGAAAAGCUGAGAAUGAUAAAACUUGAAAGAGAACUUACAUCGCUGCAGAAAAAAUACAACAUGAAUCUUGACACAACAGUUCUUAAUACCAUGACUAAGGAACAUCAGGAAACAAGUCAGAUUAACUCAACUGAAACGAAACUUGUUUACAACAAACCUAAACUUCAGAAGUUCUUUGGAAAGACUGACGAAGAUGUCUACGACUGGUGUGAAGAUGCAAAAAUAGCAACAAAGAGUAUCAACAAGAAUGAUGAAAAGAUUGACUAUAUAAUCUACCACUUAGGACCAAAUCCACGGCGUGAAAUAUAUGAUUUAUCAAACAACCCAUCACCUGAGGAUAUCUACAGAACAUUGAAGAGAGUGUUUGGUAUCGUAGAAUCACCACACAAAUCAAUGACUGAGUUCUACACAAGGAAACAAAACCACAAUGAAACCAUAUCACAGUAUACACAGUCGUUGAUGAAGCUGAUGGACAUCGUAAAACAAAGCCAUGAACACCUAGAAGGAGAUAAAUUACUGAAGGAACAACUGAUAGUAGGAGCCUAUGAGCCUAAACUAAGAUGGGAACUUCAGAGAAUAUCAGAUUUGAACAAUAACAUCACAUUUCACCAACUGAGAGAAAUUGCUUUCAAAUUUGAGUUGAAUGAAAAUGAGCAGCGGAAAGUUUCUUCAAGUGCAGUUAGCUCAAGAGACAAUGACUCAUCACUACAAAUUACACUACAAAAGAUUUUGGAUAAACAGGAAAAGAUCGAGAAGGAGAUCAACCAUCUUAAGCGAAAUAACAAUGACAACUCUGAAAAUAACUCAAACAAUUUCAACAACAAUGGCUACCAAAGAAACUACCACAACUUUAGGGGUCAGAAUAACUUCAACAAUGGAUUUGGUCGAGGACAGAACAGGGGUCAGUACAACAACAGAAGGGGUUCUGGCAGAUCUAGAGGAUUUAACUACAAUAGAGGAGGAUACAACCAAUUCAACAACAAUCAAAGUAACCAAAACAUAGACAACCAGAGUAAUACAGAAGCCACAUCAAACGAAGUGAUAACAAAUGUAACAGCAGAUACAACUAUUCAUCCAAACAUGGAAAAGAUUGUUGGAAAAACACCAGUAUGGAAUAUAAAAAAAGGAGAAAUUCAAACAACUGGAGUAAUGGAUUCCGGCAGUAGUGUCACCCUGAUGUCAUUAGAAUUCUAGGAGAAACACUUCAACAAAGAACUUCAACAAUUUCAAAUGCUGGAUCUCAAAGCUGCGAACAAUCUCAAGAUACCAUAUAAGGGUCU